Phanerochaete carnosa HHB-10118-sp is the source of this 371-nucleotide messenger RNA. RefSeq lists its product as uncharacterized. The record is from RefSeq and is a predicted model, not a curated record. NCBI's taxonomy places the organism in Eukaryota, Fungi, Basidiomycota, Agaricomycetes, Polyporales, Phanerochaetaceae. Bases 25 to 186 code for a protein of 53 amino acids. The transcript has a single exon.
UGCUGCUCACCUAUUUGACCAUAGAUGGCUGAUGUCUUGUGCAAGACGAUGGUGCAGGAAGUCGACCGUUACUUCCACCAGUCGGGUUCAAAUUACUCCACAUAUCGAGCAGACUUUGCCAGCUCUGUGGCGCCCGCUGUCCCCCUUUUCCGUAAGUGUACUCUUCAGCUCCUGGGCCCGUGCUAAUGCCUUUGUACCGGACUGCCAGAUGUUAUUCAAGGCGACAUUAUCAAGAUCUACGCCCGCAGGCGAAUGGUCCGGGACGAGCUUGGGCCGCUGCCUGAUAGUGCUGAUGGCGGACGUUGGGUCUUCCCGCAGUAUCUGAAGCAAUUGCGCAAAGUCGUCCGAGGUGUGUUGUCACUUACCGAUCC